Molecule: messenger RNA, 783 nt
Organism: Castor canadensis (American beaver)
Lineage: Eukaryota; Metazoa; Chordata; Mammalia; Rodentia; Castoridae
Product: kallikrein-8
Biological process (GO): memory; proteolysis; neuron projection morphogenesis
Cellular component (GO): secretory granule
Molecular function (GO): serine-type endopeptidase activity
Source: RefSeq, a predicted model, not a curated record
AUGGGACGCCCCCCGCCCCGUGCAGCCCUGGCGUGGACCAUCCUGUUCUUGCUGUUGGGAACCUGGGCAGGAUGCUCCAAGGCCCAGGGCUCCAAGGUGCUGGAGGGUCAGGAGUGUGAGGCCCAUUCCCAGCCUUGGCAGACGGGCUUGUUCCAGGGUCAGCGACUGCUCUGCGGGGGCGUCCUUGUAGGUGCCAACUGGGUCCUCAGCGCAGCCCACUGUAAAAAAGAGAAAUACACUGUGCGCCUUGGAGAUCACAGCCUACGGAGUAAAAAUGAGGGGGAACAGGAAAUGUCUGUGGCUCAGACCAUCCAACACCCUUGCUUCAAUGGCAGCAAGAGAGAGGACCACAGCCAUGAUCUGAUGCUCAUCCGCCUCCGUGGCCGGGCCUCUUUGGGGCCCAAAGUGAAGCCCAUUGACCUGGCACAGCAGUGUGCCCAAGUUGGCGAGAAAUGUACCAUAUCCGGCUGGGGCACUGUCACCAGCCCCCGAGAGAACUUUCCAGACACACUCAACUGCGCAGAAGUAGAAAUCAUUUCCCAGAGGAAGUGUGAGGACGCCUACCCGGGGAAGAUCACAGAAGGCAUGGUCUGUGCAGGCAACAGCAAUGGGGCAGACACGUGCCAAGGCGAUUCCGGGGGCCCUCUGGUGUGCAAUGGCGUACUCCAGGGCAUCACAUCCUGGGGUUCAGACCCCUGUGGCCGACCAGAAAAACCUGGCGUCUAUACCAACAUCUGCCUCUACCGCGACUGGAUCAAGGAGACCAUGGGCAAAAAGGACUGA